This is a messenger RNA of Conger conger (European conger), 1249 nucleotides long. RefSeq names its product Rieske (Fe-S) domain containing (gene rfesd). Gene Ontology annotation, molecular function: 2 iron, 2 sulfur cluster binding. The record is from RefSeq and is a predicted model, not a curated record. NCBI's taxonomy places the organism in Eukaryota, Metazoa, Chordata, Actinopteri, Anguilliformes, Congridae. The coding region runs from base 98 to 604 and encodes 168 amino acids. The transcript is spliced from 4 exons.
GGGGUCUAGAGACGUUCUGUAGUCUUGUGCUUUCAUUUGUGUUUUGCCGCGAGAACGAGCCGGUCCCACGGAAAGAAGAUCGAAAUUGGGAUCGAUCAUGUCUGUAGAGCAGAACGGCGAAGAAGCACCAGCUUCGUAUUUCAUCGGGAAGAAAGAAGACGUCAUGAAGGCGAAGAGAGUGUCGAAGUUCAUCAAUGGAAGGGACGUCCUUGUUAUCUAUUACGAGGGGAAAUUUUACGCCAUGGACGCGUAUUGCUAUCAUGCUGGCGGCCUAUUAGAGAAUGGAGACAUCGAGGAGUUCAAUUACAAAUUGUGCAUUGUGUGCCCUUCGCACAAGUACAAAAUCACACUAGCGGAGGGAGAAGGCCUGUACCAAGCCUCAGAUCCCGAAGAAAAGCCGCCGAUUCCCAGGUGGUACUCCAAAGGAAUAAAGCAGAGGGUUCACACCGUCCUGGAUGUAGGAGGAGACAUUUACGUCAAGAUGUCCGACGUGCGCAAGUCGAUCGGGUCCGACUACUACCAGACCGAGAAGCAACGGCAGGAACGACAGAAAUGUCCUGAGAUUUCUGCUGCUGCUGCUGAUGAUGAUGAGGGAGAGUGCUGAUCGAGUCCCCCCCCCCACCAUAUAAACACACACACACACAAGCAUGCACACAUAUAUGCACACACACGUACAUGCACACACAUGUACACAAACCCACACACACACAUACACACAGAAGAAGAAGAAGAAGAAGGCUUGGAAUGAGGUGAGCUUACUAGCCUGGACUAGGUGUUUGUUCUUGGUAGGCGUUGCCCUUGGGGGUUCUGUUAGUCCGCUGGUCCAGCCUCUGAUUAAGACACUGGAGAAUUAACAUGAGCCAUUUCCGACCAGUCCACACAUGCAAACAUCCAGUCAGAGGAUCUCACACUGGUAAUAUCACAGUCUGCUGCUUGUGUCUGUGUGCCUGUCCUGGUCUUCAGACAUCAUCAUUAUACAUGCACAAUGUACAGGGGAGGGGGGGGUUGAAUGCCUCAUGCCUAUGACCUUAAAUUGUGACAGCCCUCUUCUUGUUCAGUGUGGGGUAAAAGCCUAAAUUCUCAAAUAGUCUAAAAAUAAAGUUUUUCCCCUUUUUUAAAGGAUUUUUUUUUACUUUGUCAUGGUCAUUGAGGCAUGGAAGUAUGAUGAGCCAAAAUCUGUAGGUAGUGACCUAUGCAUACAUCCUGUUUUCAUCAAUAGAAAAUAAACAUGGAAAUUUGAAGAGCUUAA